This is a messenger RNA of Theobroma umbraticum, 1912 nucleotides long. RefSeq names its product Exostosin family protein (gene ARAD1). Lineage: Eukaryota; Viridiplantae; Streptophyta; Magnoliopsida; Malvales; Malvaceae. Gene Ontology annotation, molecular function: glycosyltransferase activity. The record is from RefSeq and is a predicted model, not a curated record.
UCUGAUCUUCUUCUCUUCAAAUAUAUACACCAAAUUAAGUUGAUGGGCUUUGGAUGGUAUUCAAUGUUGGCGUGAUAGUACGUAGCCAAGAGUGAAGUUAGUGUUAAGGAACGGUCCGGCUGAGUCGAGGGCCAGCCGGCCAUAAUCAAAGGCUUUAUAGCUAAGAUUUAGGUAUGAAAACUAGGAAAUCAACAACAUCAAGACACCAUUCGUCGCCUUCUUCUCCUUCCGUUUCCAAUAUCGCAACGACCCAACAACAGAAUCUUGCUUCGUUUGCCAAUAUGGCGCGAAAGUCCUCUCUUUUCAAACAGACCCUCAUCGCCACCGCCUUCUUCAUCCUCGCCAUCUACGCCUUGUUCACCACUUUCUUCCACACCCCUCUUCCCGUCGACGACACCGUGUCUCCUUCCGACGACGCUGCCGACGUUUCUUCCGUCGAAUUUCCUGAGAGACGAGCGGACGGGUCCGGGUCCGUCGGGAAAGUCAAGGUCUUUAUGUACGAUCUCCCUCACAAGUUCACCUACGGCCUUAUCCAGCAGCACGGCCUGGCGCGUGGCGGAUCCCCUGUCGAUGACGUCACCACCCUCAAGUAUCCGGGCCACCAGCACAUGCACGAGUGGUUCCUGUUCGCCGACCUGGCACGACCCGAAUCGGACCGCCUCGGAUCCCCUAUCGUUAAAGUCACUGACCCGGAAGAAGCCGACCUUUUCUACGUUCCCGUCUUUUCUUCAUUGAGCUUGAUUGUGAACGCGGGUCGGCCCCCAGGUACCGGUUCGGGUUACAGCGAUGAGCAAAUGCAGGAAGAGCUGGUGGAGUGGCUCAAUGGGCAGGAGUACUGGAAGAGGAAUAACGGGUGGGAUCACGUGAUCAUUGCGGGGGAUCCCAAUGCGCUUUAUCGGGUCGUGGAUCGGAUCAAGAAUGCCGUUUUGUUAGUUGCGGAUUUUGGGCGGUUGAGGCCGGAUCAAGGGUCAUUGGUAAAGGAUGUCAUAAUUCCUUAUUCGCAUCGGAUCAGCACCUACACUGGAGAUUUUGGGGUGGAAGAGAGGAAAACAUUGCUCUUUUUCAUGGGGAAUCGUUAUAGAAAAGAGGGAGGCAAAAUUCGCGAUUUGCUUUUUCAAAUACUUGAAAGUGAAGAAGAUGUCAUAAUAAAACAUGGAACACAAUCCAGAGAGAACCGAAGAGCAGCUUCACAUGGGAUGCACACAUCAAAGUUCUGUUUAAAUCCUGCAGGCGAUACUCCAUCAGCUUGCAGACUCUUUGAUGCUAUUGUUAGCUUGUGUGUCCCAGUGAUAGUCAGUGAUAACAUUGAGUUGCCUUUUGAAGAUAUUAUAGACUACAAAAAGUUUUCAGUAUUUGUGGAAACUACAGCUGCACUAAAACCCGGAUAUCUUGUUUCAUUGUUGAGACAAGUAUCUGCAGAGAAAAUUAUUGAAUAUCAGAAAGCAAUGAAAGAGGUGAAGCGGUACUAUGACUACACUGAUCCGAAUGGAACAGUUAAUGAAAUUUGGCGGCAAGUCUCACAAAAGCUACCUCUUAUCAAACUUAUGAUUAAUCGUGACAAACGGCUUGUUAAGAUGGAGUUGAGUGAACCGAACUGCUCAUGUCUUUGUUCAAACCAGACAGGAAUUAUCAGUUCCUUGUGAUAACAUCAUUUUUUGGUGAUCCUUGAAGUGCAUCUGUCAAAAUGGCUGUCCCUGAAUAUGAGCGAGGCAGAUACUUGACCGGACCCUGCCAGGUUUGAGGAAUAAUUUAUGAUACCCGUUUGCCUUCAGGGUGGGGUUUUCUCCCACUGCUGAUGAGGGUAGUGAAAUUUGCCACUGUAGAAGGCUUUCUUGCAUACAUUGUUGUAGAGUAGAUUGAAAUUUUGAUUAUAGUUGUAAUUGUAAUUGAUUUGUACAUUGUAGAAAUAAAA